Messenger RNA from Mucor mucedo, 1766 nucleotides. RefSeq lists its product as uncharacterized. The transcript has 8 exons. NCBI's taxonomy places the organism in Eukaryota, Fungi, Mucoromycota, Mucoromycetes, Mucorales, Mucoraceae. Bases 379 to 1560 code for a protein of 393 amino acids. The record is from RefSeq and is a predicted model, not a curated record.
AAAUUCUCGAAAAAGAUGUAGGUGUAGGUAUUGUCUCUUCGUGCGAAUACCAAGAAUCCCAACUUUAAAAAGGCCUAGCAGAGAAAACCUCAGUAGGGGGUGCCUAAAUAUUGAGCAUCUUCUACGAGGGUUUUUGAUCUUGGGGUUGCAAAAGGACUUUAAAAUCAUUUAUCCUGACGGAGUAGGGCUCACGCUUUGCUGGAUUCUCCUAACCGACCCACCAAUAUUAAAGUUGCAAAAGCAAUAAACAGGUCAAACUACGUGCCGUUUGAAAUUCAGGUUUCUGGUCUCCAAGUUCAGUGAGUGGUUUGAAGAUUGUGUCUUCAAGAGAAAUGGCAAUUCGUGAUUUCGAAUUAGGAUUAUUUCGGUAGACUCGAGAUGGUAAGGCUUGUGCAGCCACAUCUCGAAAAGAGCGUGUUAGUGUCUUUGAAGGGCCAUGAUUAUGGUUCUCAAGAGAUGUUGAGGGUACCGUCAUGUUUUAAAGCGAAAGAAAGACUUACUUUGGUUAAGACAAAUAUUCAACAGUAUGAUGAAUCAAAAGAUGCAAAAACCAAUAUAGUGAAUAAAUUCAAAGCAGAAUAUGAAGCAAAAUUUCCCUUAAGCAAGAGAUGCCCGUCGCUUAUCUUUAUCUUUGACUUUGAUACACUAUGGUUUUCUACACAAAUUACCAAGACACUCACCAAUGAACGAAACAAAGUAUCUAUUGCUCUGAUUAAAGCCAGUGGUGCAGCGAUUACCAAAGAGUUACAGGCGGAAAAUAGCAACAAUGGAAAACAUAUCUUGUAUGAGGAAGAUUCUGACAGUGACUUUUCAAACGGAAAAAGUGAUGAUGAAAAUGAGGCCGAAUUUAUAAAUUCAAUAUUAGUAGAUGAAGGGGCUCCUACCUGUUUGAAAGAAUUCGACUCGUUCCAAUUAAUGCUUACAAAAAGCCGUGCUUAUCCUGGAAUAAAUAUGAAUGACUUAUAUAACCAGAUGUUGGAUAUCUACAAAUGUGGUGCAAGUAUUGAAAAAGUAACGUUUGAUGCCUUAUCAGAAUUAUUCAGAGGUAUUGGUGAUAUUUCUGACAGAGACUUAGUAAAAAUCAAACUAUUUAAAAUAUACGAAGAGGCCAAAAAAGAAGAUCGAUAUGCCAGAUUAAACAAACUACCUGAUGAAGAAAUUAUUGAUUAUACGGUUGAAGAGUUAAAUAGAAAGGUAGUAAAAACUCUCAGUACCCGCCCUGACGCUGGUUGCGCUGUAAUCCACGAGAGAAGAAUUGAAAAGCUUACUUGUUUUACUGAAGUGAAGUCAGAAUACAAAAAAAAAAAAAAGGAUACAGUAUCUACCCACCAAGAUCUACUAAGACUGGCUUUGUUUGGAGUAAAUGAAAUUGAAGAUAUCAAUGCUGAAUGCGUUUUACUCAUACAGAUCGUAGGUACUGUAAUAACAAAUUAUGGAUGUAUAAAGCACAAAAAUGGCCCCAAAAUCGUCUUCGACGUCUCAAAAAUCAAAAUUCCAUCAUCUAUGCAAAAUCUAACAGGAUUUAUUAUGCAACUUGAUGAUUUAAAAAAAACUCAGUAAUUCUUACAACCGUUGUUGUGUCAAGAAAUCCAAUACAACCAGCAAUAUCAAAAGAAAACCUUCAACUACAAUUGUAGAUCUUGACAAAAUAAUCAAUACCCACAAACCAAAAAAUUUAAGAGUCUCCACUGAUUUUUGAGCACAAAAAUCUUAUUUAAACUAAUAAAUCAUUGUACUUAUCACCCUUUGUCGUUUUUUUUUUUUUU